GUGCGCGCAGCCGGGCAACAGCGCGCAUAGAGAGAGACGCGCCUCUGAAUGAGAAGCACAGAAGAGAGUUUAUCUUUACACAUACCACAGACACACAGCAGAAGAUAAACAUGGAGUUAUCACUGAUCGCAGCGCAAGUUGAUAAAAGCACUGGGGACCCAAUUAUACCACUUAAACAUGGAAAAAGUCAAAUUUUCAUGCAUUUUCAAGCAGUCAGCGGGGCCUUCAUGGAUUCUCCAUGCAAUGACAAUUCAUCCCAUCAGACUUCCACCUCCAACCUCAAUGCAAACUUCUCCCGACCAGCCGAACAGGAAGAAGAGGGCAAGUUCUCCAGCGAUGCCAUCUGGCUGUGGGUGGCUGUCAUUGCAACUAUCGGCAACAUUGUUGUGGUAGCCGUGGAGACACAGGGGCACACCACCAAACUCAACUUUGCAUUGUGCCUUAGGGAAAUAUCAUUCUGCCCAUCUCAAAUGCUCCAAUGGAAUUUAAAUCUUAUUUUUUCGAGACUAGAAGAAACAUGUUAACCUAAAGGACAUUUGUGUUAUACGAACAAACAACUCAAAACAAAGAGUGCUUGGUUGCUGCCAAAGUGCAAUGGGAACCUGUUUAAAGACACUCAAUGAACAGAGACAUACAGAACGUAUUAUAUUGUUCCAGUGGUUGUCAAUGUGAAAUUUAAAUAAAAAAUAAUUUUAAAGUUCUUUAGCAUGCUUUGCAUUAUAUACAUAGUAUGUCAAUUUUAAACUUUAUUUUUGUCCUUAUUUUUAUUUAAGUUAUUAUGCAUGGGAAAAGCAGUUCAAGAAUACACUUGAGUUUAGUUACAAAAAUUAUCCAGUGAUAAAAUAAAUAUUCAUUAUUUAAUAAUGUAUAACAUUUCAUUUGUAUUGUUAAUUAAUUGCAAAUACAUUUUUCUACAUUGUUAAUAUAAACAUGACAUAGUCAUACAGUAUGAUAUAGUAUUCAUUAAUGCAAUUAUUUUGUUAAAAUUGUUUAUUCAUAUAGUCUCUGUAUAUAUUGUGUCUUUGAUCAUGGCAUUUAAGAUUAUGAAAUAUAUUUUGUUUAAUUACACUGAUACUGUGUUUACCCAUUCGUUUCUUUAAAUAAAUUGUUAAAAGCCUUAGUUCCUGAAGCCGGACCCAUGUUCUUUAGUUUGAUCGAAGUCUGCUUUUGAUGUUAUUUAUCCCAUUUACUUACACAAACAUCUUUCACCAAUAAAUUGAAAUGACUAGCAUAUGUGCAGUCAUAUGGACAUUCACAGAUCUGGUGAAAAAAGGCAGGUCUGUUUUAGCUUGAAAGCUCAGCACAAUGUUUUUUCUUUACUUUCAUGCAUUUGACCUGAAAGGACCUGUGUCCUCUCUCUGACUCUUCUGAUCUGAACGCUUUACCAUCUGCAGGAAAUAAACCAAUUGUGUGAU
Paramisgurnus dabryanus is the source of this 1415-nucleotide messenger RNA. NCBI's taxonomy places the organism in Eukaryota, Metazoa, Chordata, Actinopteri, Cypriniformes, Cobitidae. The record is from RefSeq and is a predicted model, not a curated record.